Messenger RNA from Ambispora gerdemannii, 615 nucleotides. The record is from the annotation of a GenBank genome assembly. Lineage: Eukaryota; Fungi; Glomeromycota; Glomeromycetes; Archaeosporales; Ambisporaceae.
ACACUAAUGAACACAACCACUAAAGAUAAAAUGUCUAGCUCCGUCGUUAGUACUAAUUACGAAUAUUUAACUGAUAACGAAAUACUGAUUUUACAACGAUCCCCUUACCAAUUAACUCUUUCUAUUGAAGAAUUAACUAAAGCAGCUGUAAAAAAACGUGGCAAUUCUGAUAUACCACCGCGACCACAAAACAGCUGGAUAAUUUUUCGAAGAGAUUAUGAAGCAUAUUUACGUUUAUGUAAUCAACAUGUCAAACAAAAUGUCAAAGAAACAGCUAAAGAAUGCAGUUUAAAGUGGCAAAAUCUAUCAAGUGAGGCGAAACAUUUCUUCAAAAUAUUGGAAAAAAUAGCUUUUGAGAAUUACAAACGCAUAUAUCCUAAUUAUAAGUUUAAGCCAAUAAACGCGAAAUGUUCGGACGUUAAGAAAUGGAUUUUUCGGGAACAAACGCUAUCGUUAAGAAAUAAUAUUAUGAAUGACACAACCUCAACAACCAGUGAUGGUAUUCAUCCAUUUACGAUCAAUACCAAUCCUGAUGCUGCUAUUAAUACGAAUAUUUGUAAAGCUUUUUUCAACGAAUCUUUUACUAUCAAUAAUCAUAAUAAUGUCUCAAGGUAA